This is a messenger RNA of Apodemus sylvaticus (European woodmouse), 1460 nucleotides long. RefSeq names its product carboxypeptidase A6 (gene Cpa6). Gene Ontology annotation, molecular function: zinc ion binding; metallocarboxypeptidase activity. Bases 1 to 1320 code for a protein of 439 amino acids. Lineage: Eukaryota; Metazoa; Chordata; Mammalia; Rodentia; Muridae. The transcript has 11 exons. Gene Ontology annotation, biological process: proteolysis. The record is from RefSeq and is a predicted model, not a curated record.
AUGAAGUUCCUCCUCGGGAAGCCCAGGAGCCACGCGGCUGCUUUUCUGACUGUUUGCUGGCUCCUUUUGAAGAUUCUGCAACUGGGGCACUGCCACUCUUACAACAAUCGCUAUGCUGGUGAUAAAGUGAUAAGACUCAUUCCCAAAUCUGAAGAGGAAGCCCUUGCUCUAAAGAACAUAUACCACCAAGUUCAGGUGGACCUGUGGCAGCCCAGCAGUAUCUCCUAUGUGUCAGAGGGGACAAUUACUGAUGUCCAUAUUUCCCAAAAUGCUUCCAGAACCCUGUUAGCAUUCUUACAGGAAACCCACAUCCACUACAAAGUCCUCAUAGAAGAUCUUCAGAGAGCAGUGGAAAAUGAAAACAGUUUGCAAACCCAGAGAAAUAGAAGAUCCCUGUCUGAAUACAACUAUGAGGUGUACCACUCCUUAGAAGACAUUCAGAGUUGGCUGCACGAUCUGAACCAAACUCAUCCAGCCCUCGUUCGAGUGUUCUCUAUUGGAAGAUCAUAUGAAGGAAGACCUCUCUUUAUUAUACAGCUGGGCAGAAAAUCACGAGCCUACAAAGAAGCUGUCUGGAUAGACUGCGGCAUUCAUGCAAGAGAAUGGAUCGGACCUGCCUUUUGUCAGUGGUUUGUUAAAGAAGCCAUUCUGACCUAUAAGACUGACCCAGCCAUGAAAAAAAUGUUGAAUCAUCUGUAUUUCUAUGUUAUGCCUGUAUUCAACGUCGAUGGAUAUCACUUCAGCUGGACACAUGAUCGAUUCUGGAGAAAGACCCGGUCAAGAAACUCUAAGUUUCGCUGCCGUGGAGUUGAUGCCAAUCGCAACUGGAAAGUGAAAUGGUGCGAUGAAGGAGCCUCUGCACAUCCUUGUGAUGAUACGUACUGCGGUCCUUUCCCAGAAUCCGAGCCGGAAGUGAAGGCUGUGGCUAACUUCCUUCGAAAACACAGAAAGCGCGUUAGGGCCUACCUGUCUUUUCACGCCUACGCUCAGAUGUUGCUGUAUCCCUAUUCUUACAAAUACGCAACAAUCCCCAAUUUUAACUGUGUGGAAUUUGCAGCUCACAAAGCUGUGAAGGCACUUCGGUCGGUACAUGGGAUACGGUACAGACAUGGCCCUGCCUCCCAAACAUUGUAUGUAAGCUCUGGCAACUCAAUGGAUUGGGCUUAUAAAAAUGGAAUACCCUAUGCGUUUGCUUUUGAACUGCGAGACACUGGACAUUUUGGAUUUCUACUGCCAGAGAUGCUCAUCAAACCCACCUGCACAGAGACCAUGCUGGCUGUGAAGAAUAUCACCAUGCACCUGCUAAAGAAAUGUCCUUGAGAGGACCACUCGUCUGGUCUACCAACGCAGAGAAAGCAGACACUGACCAAAAGGCUCCUUGGCAAGUGUAACUGUUUAGACUGGAAGGACCCAUGCACCUUACAGGAUCUUUCAUGCAAUUCGACACUUUGCAAUGACAG